Acanthosepion pharaonis is the source of this 2043-nucleotide messenger RNA. Lineage: Eukaryota; Metazoa; Mollusca; Cephalopoda; Sepiida; Sepiidae. The record is from the annotation of a GenBank genome assembly.
AUGAUCGAAUUAUCCUGGUUGCUUGUGGUGCACUGCCCCACUCCUCAUGAUUGUAGUCAGCUAAGUGAUAAAUUCUUUAUUUGUAUUAAUUUCCUUUCUCUGUCUCUCCUCUCUCUCUCUCUCUCUCCUCUCUCUCUCUCUGUAUAUCUAUCUAUCUAUCUAUCUAUCUAUCUAUCUAUCUAUCUAUCUAUCUAUCUAUAUUCUAUUUAUUUAUUUAUUUGUUUCUAUCUUUUCAUUUUGAUCAUAUCUAUCUAUCUAUCUAUCUAUCUAUCUAUCUAUCUAUCUAUCUAUCUAUCUAAGUAUGAUUCUAUCUAUCUCAAUCUGAUUCUAUCUAUCUAUCUAUCUAUCUAUCUAUCUAUCUAUCUAUAUCUGCUACUCUCUGUUCAUCUAUAUCUCUUUCAGUCUGUUUCUAUCUAUCUAUCUAUCUAUCUAUCUAUCUAUCUAUCUAUCUAUCUAUCUCAGUCUAAUUUUAUCUAUCUCAAUCUGAUUCUAUCUAUCUAUCUAUCUAUCUAUCUAUCUAUCUAUCUAUCUAUCUCAUCUUAUCUCCAACUUGUUGAUUGCAAUUUGACGUUAUCUAUUUCUUCCUGUUUAGGGCGUAUGAGGUUCUUCAGAGUAGCUAAGGCGGGCGCAGAAGCACCCUCGACCCUCCAUCUACUUUCCACGCCUUACAGCAUCUUCCUAUUUUAUAUCCUCCCCCUCCAGCCCGUGCGUCGGCCCGCUCGCUUCUUCCCGCCAACUGGCGCACGGCACGCCAUGCUGGACAUAUCUAUCUAUCUGUUCAUUUCCGUACAUCUACGAAGGAGUGUUGAUUUCUAUGUUUACAAUCUAUCUAUCUAUCUAUCUAUCUAUCUAUCUAUCUAUCUAUCUAUCUAUCUAUCUAUCUAUCCGUUCAUUUCCGUACGUCUACGACCUUUCUAUGUGAAUUCGUUCCUAUCUAUCUAUCUAUCUAUCUAUCUAUCUAUCUAUCUAUCUAUCUAUCUAUCUAUCAUUUCAUUCAUUUCCGUACGUCUACGACCUAUCUAUAUAUGUGAAUUCGUUUCUAUCUAUCUAUCUAUCUAUCUAUCUAUCUAUCUAUCUAUCUAUCUAUCUAUCUAUCUAUCUAUCUAUCCGUUCAUUUCCGUACAUCUACGAAGGAGUGUUGAUUUCUAUGUCUACGAUCUAUCUAUCUAUCUAUCUAUCUAUCUAUCUAUCUAUCUAUCUAUCCUUUCAUUCAUUUCCGUACGUCUACGACCUAUCUAUCUAUGUGAAUUCGUUUCUAUCUAUCUAUCUAUCUAUCUAUCUAUCUAUCUAUCUAUCUAUCUAUCUAUCUAUCUGUUCCUUUCUGUACAUUUACAAAGGGCGUCUUCUUCUUCUUCUUCUUCUUCUUCUUCUUCUUCUUCUAUGCUCGAAUCUAUUCCUUUUCUGAUGCAACCUCUACUCCUUUCACACUCAGAAACCUCUACUCCUUUCACACACCCAGUAACCUCUAUUCCUUUCACAUACCCGGCAACCUCUACUCCUUUCACACUCAGAAACCUCUACUCUUUUCACACACCCAGUAACCUCUAUUCUUUUCACAUACCCGGCAACCUCUACUCCUUUCACACUCAGAAACCUCUACUCCUUUCACACACCCAAAACCUCUACUCCUUUCACACACCCAGUAACCUCUAUUCCCUUUUUCACAUACCCGGCAACCUCUACUCCUUUCACACUCAGAAACCUCUACUCCUUUCACACACCCAGUUACCUCUAUUCCUUUCACAUACCCGGCAACCUCUACUCCUUUCACACUCAGAAACCUCUACUCCUUUCACACACCCAGUAACCUCUAUUCGUUUCACAUACCCGGCAACCUCUACUCCUUUCACACUCAGAAACCUCUACUCCUUUCACACACCCAGUAACCUCUAUUCCUUUCACAUACCCGGCAACCUCUACUCCCUAUCACACUCAGAAACCUCUACUCCUUUCACACCCAGUAACCUCUAUUCUUUUCACAUACCCGGCAACCUCUACUCCUUUCACACUCAGAAACCUCUACUCCUUUCACACACCCAGUAA